AUGUCAACGAAUGAAUUUGGCGCCGAGAAAUGUUCGCAAGUUGAUUUGACUAAUCCAUAUCCGCUCGCAAUUGCCUUUAAUUUUUGUUAAAAAGAUUUGUGGAAAUGAGUACCCAAGAGAUGAGCUUCAAGGAACUGGGUCUCAAGUUCUAUUUUGUCAUCAAAGAUGGACUGGAAGAUAUUCAGGACGUUUCGAGCGACAUGAGUGCAGCCUUUGCGAGUAUACGGGAAUAUAUAGACGAAGAGAAUGGCAUUGUAUGGCUGAGCGAAGAAGAGGUGAUGGCAUCUGCUCCAAAGAUGGAACUGACUAAAAAACAUAUUUUCGUCCUGGAAUGCUUCGAAGGAAGAGCUUUUAAAUAUUUAAUAACAACACGGGCCUUAGUUAUCGGACCACGUUGCCUAUUGAGUUGCUUGAUGGAAAAUACGUCAGUGCCGCUAGGUACAUCUCCUGUUUUCACGACAGCGAUGCGAAAUCUAGUGGUUUGUGCAUCCGGCCUAGCGCCGCAAGAGAAAGAAAAAAUACGAAAUCUCGUUCAAUGGAUGGGCGGCUAUUACUCAGAUGACCUGAGCAGUAGCUGCACACACUUAGUAUCCAACACAGUAAAAUCAGACAAAUACGAGAAGGCUGCAGUCAACGAUAUUAUAAUCAUGCAUCCCGAUUGGGUUUAUGAUGUUUGGGCCCGGAGUAGGAAAGAGAAUGUCCUGGCCACCAGUAAAGAAUUUGAUAAGAAUAAAUUGCCUAUUUUUUAUGCCUUGUAUAUUACAACCUCGGGACUGCCUUCGGAUAAGAAAAAUGAAAUAAUGAAAUUAAUUACUGAAAAUGGGGGACACUACACGGGAUUGUUCAAAUCGAGCCAAACAGAUAUUUUGAUAACUGAAAAGAAUAUGACUGAUUCGGCAAAGUAUGAGGCAGCCACGCGGUAUAAGAAGUUUUGUUUGAUUCCUGAUUGGGUCACGGAUAGUGUGAAGAAAGGAUAUGCAUUACCGACGGAUCAUUACAAAGUGGUUGCUUUGAAAGUCUCUACCCCAACGAAAAUGGAGAAAAGUGUAAGUGCGACUGAUUUUAACCCCGACUGCACUCAGUUAUCGGAAAUUUCGCGUUUGGAAGGAAUGCGAUCUAAUUCAACUGUAAAUGAAACGAUAGCCAACAUGUCUGUGGCGUCCACUGUCAGGUCCCAUGCUCCAAAACAUACGCGCCCCAAGUAUAAAGAUAUCUUGGCACAAAUAAGCACACAACAAGCAAAAAAAGCUGGCGCCUUUUUGGAUGGCUGCUGUAUUUAUUCAACUGGCUUCACAGCUGACGAAAAGGAGAAACUGAAUAAAAUAUUAAAUGUAGGCGGUGCCAUACGUUAUGAUGAGAUGAAUGAAAAGAUAACACAUUGCAUUGUAGGAGAACCGACUGUUAGUGAGCUACACAAGAUGGGCGAUCAUGGCGUACAGAUUCUGACGUUAGAAUGGUUGGCAGAAAGCAUUAAGCACAAACUACCCGUUCAAGAGGAGAAAUAUAUUUACCAGGCAAAAGCGGUGAAUACUAAAGUUCCUGAACCUCCGUCGCCGUCGAGUAAAAAGACAAUUGAAUCAAUGAAUCAUAGUUUCAAAAAGCCUGCUUUACCCAAAUCUCGCCUUGAUUUUGCAUCUGCUAAGCCAUCGAGCAGUAAAGUUUUGGAUAUGGAUCAGUUUGAAGAUGAACAAAAUGAUUUUCUGUCACAAUAUACACCAGAGAAUGCAGCACCUUUACCACCGAAGCCAACAGCAGAACCCCAGGCAAUUCCAACAAGUUCAACAAAUUUCGAAUCUGAGGGCUUCGAUUCAGAAAUGUGCACUGAAGAUUACAAUAAUUUGAAUUUUUUCAUCGGUUUUACCGUUCACGUUCAUGAUCAUGAUGAGGAAAUCUACCAACAGCUGGUCGAUGAUUGUGAAAAUGCUGGCGCUAAGCUAGUUGAUAAGAAUUUCAAAGGGUUAGCAGACUAUGUGAUCGUCCCGUCGGAGCAGGCUACGGACCUUAAAGAGGUCAAAGUGAGGGCGAAGCACAUUGUCAACAAUAUUUGGAUUGAAGAAGCCAUUAAAGAAAAUAAAAUCGUUGACUUGAAAUAUUAUCAUGAACCCAUUCCGGAUUCGGCAAAUUCACAACCAUUGGCUGGAAUGGUUAUUGUGAUCAGCAUAUAUUCAAAUAAUGAGCGUCUUUACAUUGAAACUUUGGCCACGAUUUUAGGAGCAACGAAACAAGAUUCAUAUGCAAAGAAACAAAAACCAUUGCUGAUUUGCCCAACGGCAGAAGGAGCGAAGUAUAAUGCAGCCAUAAAGUGGAAUUACCCCGUGGUGAGGUCCGAAUGGCUAGUGGAAUGCGCGGAAAAAGGAGAAAAAGUUUCAUUAGAACCAUAUCUGGUUGGUGAAUCGAUUUUAUCGACUUCAGGAAGCUGGUACGCAGCCAAAUCUUCCUCAUCUGCAAGUUCUGAUUUGAGCAUGAAUCAGAACGAGAAAGAGAGAUCAUCGGGAGCCAGCAAGUUAUCAAUUGGGCAGCAAAGCGAUAAUCCUUUGGAAGACGAAGUUUUCCUUCCAAAAUCUUCACCGACCAAAGAAAAACGUACAUCUGAACUAAUGGAAAAUGCAGAAAACGAGGAAUUAAUUGCAAAACAAACAACUGGAAAAACAAAACGGAAAGAUAGUGGUCCCGAAAAUCGAAUCAUCGAAGAUUUAGCUGCUGCUGAUCGAAACGUAGCUACUACACCAGAGGGUACAGCCUACUUACGGCAUCGUCGUUUAUCUGAACUCGCUGAGCCAGGACGUAGAAGUUCCAAAGGAAUGUCGAUCUCAUCGCCAGCUACUCCUCCCCCAGCUGGUGACCUCAAUAUAAGUGAUUUAGUGAAAGAAGUCUCAACUCCUCAUCGUGAUUUACUUUACAACGUUUUGAAGGAAAUGCAGAGCAAAGAGACCCCUGAAUCACAGAGGAUAAGAAAAUUAGUAGCAACGCCCGGAGCCCAAACGAAAACACCGCCAACACCCAAGAUUCCUGACUUCGUUCAAACACCAGAAGUUCGGAAAAGACGUCUUGCUUUCUUGGAUUCGUACUACUUACCACCGACCAGAAGUCGAAAACCGAGUACCCCCUUCAGUGAAAUUAAAAAACGUUUCUGGAAAGAAGCUCUUGGUGACCAAUAUUUGGAAGAAGGAAAUUACAAUACGCAAACUUUUACUCAAGUUGAGGAUGAUGCCGGCACAUCUACAGGAAGAGAAACUCAAAAUUUGGCUGCUACGGACAUUCAUGUAAAACGUCUUAGUGAUUUUAUAAAUAAUCGAGAUGCCGAAAACCAGAAUCGAAAUGAUAUGCACUUACCUGAGCUUGAAACGGAAUCGGUGCCACAAAAAUUUGAUUCGGAGAUGGGCGGAACUGAGGAGUUGAUCGGUUGGCGGGAUCCGAGUGAAUUCACACAAGAGGCACGAACGAAAGUGAAACAAAUGAAACAUGUGGGCACACCGAGAUUUUCGAUGUCAUGUUCGGAUGAUCAAUUGAGACUCAAAAUCAUAGAUCAAAUAAAGAAAUUAAACGGAGAGAUUUGCGAAAACUUGGUAACAUUCGAUGAUACUUGCACACACAUAGUCUGUGAGCGACCGAAUCGUGGCGAGAAGAUUCUCUCUGGUAUAGCGUCAGGAAAGUGGAUUUUAGAAUUAAAAUACAUCGAAGAUAGCUUCGAAGCUGGCUGUUUUCUGGACGAAGAACUGUACGAAUGGGGGAAUCCAAAAGCUACGAACUUGCCGAAACUGAUACCAGGUGAACAGCUCAUCGCAAAUGCAGCGUUUCGUUGGCGGAAAAAGAUUAGUGGGCGUAGUGAGAAAGAUGCUGGAGGCGUUUUUCAAGGCUUUCGUGUUAUUUUACAUGUUGCGAGAAAAGAUCAAUUCCAAAAGUUAAUUGUAGCUGGUGGAGGUGUCGUAUUGGAUGUUAGCGAACCAUAUUCCGUGUCAGAAGAAGCAUUGACGGCUACACAUUGUCUAGUGGAAACUAAGAAAAUCAAAUUAUCAUCGAAAGACCACAAGGCAUUAUCGGAGGCUGGAAUUCUAGUUUUAUCAGUUAUGUAUCUGAACGCUCAUCUAACAAGUGAAGUUCAACCCGAUUAUACUAAAUAUUUAUUAAGUUUAUAAUUCAUUUCGUAUUCAUCAUCAUCAACGAAGCAACAACCGGUAUCCGGUCUAGGCCUCCAGACACACCGGUUUUGCACCGAGGUCCACCAAUUCGAUGGCAAGGUUUACUUCGUCUUCUACCAUAGAUAGUGCCCUUAUAGACUUUCCGGGCUGGAUCAUCCUCAUCCAUGCGGAUUAAGUGGCCCGCCCGCCGUCACCUGUUGAGUUGGAUUUUAUUCGUGGUAUCGCAUUUCGUAUUAUCUGAAUAAAUUAGUAUUUUACAAAACACAUGGAAAAUCCGAUAUUUCAUUUUGCGAGACAGACAAAUCGCAUACAAUUAUCUGUUAAUUGUUAAUAAAAAGCUGA
Messenger RNA from Hermetia illucens (black soldier fly), 4481 nucleotides. RefSeq names its product DNA topoisomerase 2-binding protein 1-B (gene mus101). The transcript has 17 exons. The coding region runs from base 105 to 4136 and encodes 1343 amino acids. The record is from RefSeq and is a predicted model, not a curated record. Gene Ontology annotation, biological process: mitotic G2 DNA damage checkpoint signaling; mitotic DNA replication checkpoint signaling; DNA replication initiation. Lineage: Eukaryota; Metazoa; Arthropoda; Insecta; Diptera; Stratiomyidae.